Messenger RNA from Perkinsus marinus ATCC 50983, 615 nucleotides. RefSeq names its product Deoxyribose-phosphate aldolase, putative. Gene Ontology annotation, biological process: deoxyribonucleotide catabolic process; carbohydrate catabolic process. Bases 1 to 615 code for a protein of 204 amino acids. Gene Ontology annotation, molecular function: deoxyribose-phosphate aldolase activity. Gene Ontology annotation, cellular component: cytoplasm. The transcript has 2 exons. The record is from RefSeq and is a predicted model, not a curated record. Lineage: Eukaryota; Perkinsozoa; Perkinsida; Perkinsidae.
AUGUCCUUCCCCGUUCCAUUCUUCAAGGGUAUGACUCCUGUUCCUCCCGCUUUCACUUGCCCUAACGCUUAUGCUAGUGACAAGGCUCCUGAGAAUAGGAAUAAGUUUAUCGAUCAUACUCAGCUNNNNCCUCUUGGUGCUACUUCGACUGCUGCUAAAUCUCUCGAGGCUGUCCAGGCUGUCAAGGACGGCGCUAAGGAGGUUGAUAUGGUCAUUAACAUUGGCUACAUCAAGAGCGACUCUUGGGAUAAGGUUGAGGAUGAUGUCUACAGCGUUGUCCAUUCUGUCCGCGCUUAUUUGGCUAACCAGAAGGCCAACACCGAAACCGAUGGUGUUGUCGUGAAGGUUAUCCUUGAGUGCUGCCUUUUGACUGACGAGGAAGUUGUCAAGGCUUGCAAGGUUUGCGUUGCUGCUGGUGCCGACUUCGUGAAGACCAGUACGGGCUUCAGCAAAUAUGGUGCUACUGUUCACCAUGUGAAGCUUAUGCGUGAGACUGUUGGUUCCAAGUGCGGCGUGAAGGCCGCUGGUGGUAUCCACACCAAGCAGGAGAUGGAUGAUCUUGUUGGUGCUGGUGCCACUCGUAUUGGUGCUUCCAAGGGUGUUGCACUGAUGUAA